ACGAGAUACGGCCUCGGUAGGAGUAAACCCGGUCGAUCGGACGCACACGGCGCAGAACAGCCGAACAAUGGUGCAGUGCGAUGUGUGCGAGAACGCGGCGGGCUCAAUCUACUGCUUCGCUGACGCCGCGGUUAUGUGCCAAGCGUGCGACAGAACGGUGCAUGGCGCGAACAAAUUAGCUGCAAAGCACGACCGCGUGGAUCUGAGCAAGGCGGCAGAGAGUGCGCAGUGCGACAUCUGCCAGGACCGGCCGGCAGUGCUCUUCUGCUCAGAGGACCGCGCCCUAAUCUGCCGCAGGUGUGACAUAAUGAUCCACACAGCGAACGAGUUCACGGCGCAGCACCACCGGUACCUCUUGCAGGGGGCCACCCUCGGGCUGCACUCCCUGGGGGGCGACAACUCUGAUGCAGCCGACAAGCGCAGCGGCGACUCCAAGGCCUCAUCUGCCAGUGCCCUCACCAGGGAUGCACUGGGUGUGAGCACGCGAUCGAGCGCCGGCGCGGGGCCGAGCGGCAUGAAUGGCAGCGAGACGGGGCUCGACCGGCGGAUGUCCAGCCGGGGCACUCCGCGCAGCAUGAGCAGCGGCGCACUUGUGGAGGUGCCGGCAUCAGCAUCGCCGAUGGGGGACACAUGGAUAAGCGGGCGGGGGAUUGAUGUGAACAGCAAGGCGGCCAUGACGCCCUCACAGGAGCAGGAGCAGCUGCGCAGCGAGGCAGUCAUGGCAGCACAGCAGGGGCAGGCCGGGAGCAUCGGGCUGAUGCCGAGUUUCCACAGCGGGGCGCUGUCAGACUUCCUGUCGGCGAACCCAAGCAGCAGCGGCGGCGGCUCGGACGGCAACUUCACCCUCGCGCAUGAGCUGCUGGGCCUGCCCUCCAUGUCCCAGGCCUUCUCCGCCAAGGACAUCGAUGCUGCGUACCUCUUCCAGGACAUGGGUGACAUCGACGAUGACCUGUCGUCGCUCCUGGUGCCUGAUUUGGACUUUUCUUCCAUCGCCUCCAUCCCCGCCCCCUCCGUGCCCAAACUCCCCCAGACAGGCACGCCCUCUACUUUGACAAGCGGCUUCUCGGACAGGUAUGGCAUUUCGACCAGCCCCACUUCUGGAGGGGACGGAGUUGUCCCGGACGGAGUGGUGCCGGACAUUUUGGCGCCACCCCUGAAGCGCCAGCGAAUGUGA
This is a messenger RNA of Coccomyxa subellipsoidea C-169, 1174 nucleotides long. RefSeq lists its product as hypothetical. Gene Ontology annotation, molecular function: zinc ion binding. Lineage: Eukaryota; Viridiplantae; Chlorophyta; Trebouxiophyceae; Coccomyxaceae. Gene Ontology annotation, biological process: photomorphogenesis; regulation of DNA-templated transcription. Bases 68 to 1174 code for a protein of 368 amino acids. The transcript has 8 exons. Gene Ontology annotation, cellular component: nucleus. The record is from RefSeq and is a predicted model, not a curated record.